CAGCUUAACCACUUUCAGCACGGCCGGCCACACUGUUCUGUGUCUUUUUCCUUCCGUUUCCCUUUCUUUUCCCUUUUCACGUUUGCGUGACGGUCGUGUAAAACAGUGUUUGCAAACCAAUCCCAGCCAUGGUGCGUAUGAACGUAUUGGCCGAUGCCCUGAAGUGCAUCAACAACGCCGAGAAGCGUGGCAAGCGCCAGGUUCUGCUGCGUCCCUGCUCCAAGGUGAUCAUCAAGUUCCUGACCGUGAUGAUGAAGCAUGGCUACAUCGGCGAAUUCGAGAUCGUUGACGAUCACCGUUCCGGCAAGAUCGUGGUCAACCUGACUGGUCGCCUGAACAAGUGCGGCGUGAUCUCGCCCCGCUUCGAUGUGCCCAUCAACGACAUCGAGAAGUGGACCAACAAUCUGCUGCCCUCCCGUCAGUUUGGCUACGUUGUGCUCACCACCUCGGGCGGCAUCAUGGACCACGAGGAGGCCAGGAGAAAACAUUUGGGAGGCAAGAUCCUCGGCUUCUUCUUCUAGAGACACCGAGUUGACACCGAAAAGAGUCUGUGUGUGCUGCUGAGGAGUUUGAUAUGUAGAUUGACGUUUUAUUUCACCGACCAUGCAUCCAACUAAUGUAUUUUGUGUAGAAGAAGCUAAUUGCGAAAAUGCUGCACAAAGUAACGCGAAAUAAAAUGAUUCAUACAUAAUAAUUUUAAUAA
Messenger RNA from Drosophila erecta, 703 nucleotides. It is a transcript of the gene RpS15Aa, whose product is annotated as 40S ribosomal protein S15Aa. NCBI's taxonomy places the organism in Eukaryota, Metazoa, Arthropoda, Insecta, Diptera, Drosophilidae. Gene Ontology annotation, molecular function: structural constituent of ribosome. Gene Ontology annotation, biological process: translation. Bases 129 to 521 code for a protein of 130 amino acids. The transcript has 3 exons. The record is from RefSeq and is a predicted model, not a curated record. Gene Ontology annotation, cellular component: ribosome; cytosolic small ribosomal subunit.